CACACGCACACACGCGCGCGCGCGUUCACUCAUUCAGACUGAUGGAGACGCGCGCGUGCCUUUAUGGAUAGCGCUUCAGUAUGUUGUCAGAAUUACGAAAACAUGGUCCUGGAAAGGUUGUUACCUGGAGGAAACGAGUCUAAAAUCACCUGAUUUAAACCAACACCAAAUAACUGCUGAGGAGGCGGAACAAUGCCAGACUCCGCCCUGUCUCCACCAAUUCCACCAGUCACUGCUCUGAACUGUUCCUUUGGCCUAUCCAAUUGCUCUUUCGCUAACCUCUCCGCAAUUUCAUAUGGCGAUGAUGAGUGCUAUGGCAGCCACUCUUUGUUUGUUAUCAUGGCUAUUGCCUACAGUGCUGUGGUACUGUUGGGUGUUGUGGGCAACCUGGCUCUCAUCCUCGUCAUUGCAAGGCAACGGGAACUUCACAACGUCACAAACGUCUUAAUCGCAAACCUCUCCGUUUCGGACCUGCUGAUGUCCCUAGUGUGUCUGCCGUUUACCUUCAUCUACACCUUCAUGGACCACUGGGUGUUUGGAGCGGUCAUGUGUAAACUCAACAGCCUGGUCCAGUGCUGCUCCGUCUCGGUGUCCAUCUUCUCCUUGGUUCUGAUUGCCAUUGAGAGGCACCAACUCAUCCUGCACCCUCGGGGAUGGAGGCCCAGCUUGAACCAUGCCUGUCUGGGCAUCAGCCUCACCUGGGCCCUGGCCGUCCUCACUGCCACACCAUUUCUGUUGUUUUCCAGGGUGACAGACGCCCCGCUGAAGCAGCUGCCCUCAGUGUUUCAGGAGCAGUACAGGGGAAAGGUGGUGUGUGUGGAAGAGUGGCCCUCCAGAGAAAUCAAGCUCACCUACACCACUGGCAUGCUGGUGCUGCAGUACAUCACUCCUCUCACCUUCAUCUUCAUCUGUUACCUGAAGAUCUACACUCGUCUGCAGCGGCGUAAUAACAUGAUGGACAGAAUACGUGAAAACAAAUACCGUAGCAGUGAGACAAAACGGAUUAACAUCAUGCUCUUUUCCAUCGUGGUGGCAUUUGCGGUUUGCUGGCUCCCGUUGAACGUGUUCAAUGCCGUCAUCGACUGGAACCAUGAAGUGGCUAUGCACUGUACCCACAAUCUCCUGUUCUCGCUGUGUCACCUAACGGCCAUGUGCUCAGUCUGCAUAAACCCGGUGUUCUACGGGUUCCUGAACCGCAACUUCCAGCGUGACCUUCGGGCUUUCCGACUCUGCAAGAUUGUGUCAGCACGGGAGAAUGAAUAUGACAUGGUUGCCAUGUCGACUAUUCAAACGGAUGUGUCUAAGAUGUCACUGAGAAUUAGUAGCCUUGAUCUCUAGUACAGUUUUGUAAGUGACACUCGUGUCUGUGUUCUGUAAAAUGCACUGUCUUGAUAAAACGUCUCUUCAGAUUUAGUUUAAAAAAGUGCAUUUAAAAAAAAAAACAUUAGAGUGAUUGUUACUAGUAAACAUAACGUUUGAUAUCAUGACUUAUGCUAUAAGAAAGCAACUACUUUCCAAGCUCUGUUUUACAGUAUAAUUGUAAAAUUGUAUAUACAAAAUCGAGCAAGGAUGCUGAAUACAUUAUUUGGAAACAUCCAAUGUCCCGCAUUAGUGAGUGGCUCAUUGGGACCAAGUACUGUAAGAGUCUGAAGACAUAAAAGAAAUCGUACGAUUCCGACUGAGCUUUGAUCACUCAGAUGAAUUCUUCCUGCUGUGUGUUUGAAUCGGAGGGAAGAAAGAAUAAAUGGAAAUGAAUGCAAAGCCCAAGAGGUCACAAAUUCAGAAAUGGAUUUAAAUGUAUAAUGAAUGUCAGAUGUGACUUUUAAGAGAGACACUGAACUACUGUUUCUUAUCUGGAUUCAUUUCUCUGAGUUCUGAGUGCUGAAAACAAAACUAAAUUGAUUUUCCUCUUAUUUAUCCCUUGACAAAGCAAGCCUGCAGGAAGUAAAGGGCUGUUUUUUUCACACUGACAGCAAUUUGCAGCAAUAAAGUGACCCUACUUUGUUCUUUUUCAAUGGGAAUUGGCCAUUUCUGACGACACAAG
Molecule: messenger RNA, 2044 nt
Organism: Rhinichthys klamathensis goyatoka
Lineage: Eukaryota; Metazoa; Chordata; Actinopteri; Cypriniformes; Leuciscidae
Gene: npy1r
Product: neuropeptide Y receptor Y1
Exons: 3
Coding region: 193-1338 (381 amino acids)
Biological process (GO): G protein-coupled receptor signaling pathway
Cellular component (GO): plasma membrane; neuron projection
Molecular function (GO): neuropeptide binding; neuropeptide Y receptor activity
Source: RefSeq, a predicted model, not a curated record